ACAGUUGUUUCCAAAGGACACAGAGGAGGAAAAAGCAACAGUAUUCAUAGGGAGCCAAGUGCGGACCGACCUGCAACGAUUCCUUAAUAUAGUAUAAAGAAAACGCCGAGGACCGUCUAUUACACACCUAUAAUUGUAGUAUUAGACAAAUUUGUAUUACUUAUGACGGUAAGGAUAGUCGGUUACUGGGGUUUUCGUUGAGUGAAGAGAGAGUGCAGAGGUUGUGAGUAGAAGCGCUCGAGAGCUCCGCGGUGGAAGCGGGAAGCGCGCGCCGCUGUAGGGCUGAUGCGCGCGCCCUGUCCGUCAGCAGCGGCCCGCCAUGGCGGAGACCAAGAUCAUCUAUCACCUCGACGAGCAGGAGACUCCCUAUCUCAUCAAACUGGCCAUACCCGCCGAAAACGUCACCCUCGCCGACUUCAAAAAUGUCCUCAAUAAACCCAACUAUAAAUUUUUCUUCAAAUCCAUGGACGAUGAUUUCGGGGUGGUGAAGGAAGAGAUAUCUGACGACAAUGCCAAGCUACCUUGCUUCAAUGGACGUGUUGUGUCAUGGCUGGUUUCCGCAGACGGCUCUCAUGGUUCUGACUGUGGUUCCGUAUGCGCAGACGCUCAAGCUGAGCUGCCGCCCACUCUGGAGAGGACAGGAGGCAUCGGAGACUCCAGACCGCCUUCCUUCCACGCGAAUGCUGCUGGGAGUCAAGAUGACCUGGGCAAUGACACAGAGCGUGAGGUGGGUCCAUCGCUGCGGAGAGACAGAGACAAAGAAAGGGAGAGAGAGAAGCCUCGUAGGAAAGACACACAUGACCACGGAGGCAGGUUGAACGGACAUUCUCGGCCGGAGCGCAAACCGGGCGCCACUGGUUACGAGAGCUCUUCAACUCUGAUGAGCAGUGAGCUGGACACCACCAGCUUCUUCGACUCAGAAGAGGACGAUUCCGCAAGCAGGUUUAGCAGCUCUACGGAGCAGAGCACAUCAUCACGGCUCAUGAGACGCCACCGUCGCCACAGACGAAAACCCAAAGCGCCCAAGAUGGAGAGGUCCUCGUCGUUCAGCAGUAUAACUGAUUCCACCAUGUCUCUGAACAUUAUAACUGUCACAUUAAACAUGGAGAAGUAUAAUUUCCUGGGCAUCAGUAUAGUGGGGCAGAGUAAUGAAAAGGGUGAUGGAGGCAUCUACAUCGGCUCUAUCAUGAAGGGUGGUGCGGUGGCUGCUGAUGGGCGCAUCGAACCUGGCGACAUGCUUCUGCAGGUGAACGAUAUAAAUUUUGAGAACAUGAGUAAUGACGAUGCAGUGAGGGUGCUGCGAGAAAUAGUCCAUAAACCCGGCCCCAUCACGCUGACUGUUGCAAAAUGCUGGGAUCCAAACCCCCGUAGUUGUUUCACCCUCCCACGAAGUGAGCCGAUCCGUCCCAUAGACCCUGCUGCCUGGGUGACUCACACCGCCGCUAUGACGGGGGCGUACCCAGUGUACGGUAUGAGCCCUUCCAUGAGCACAAUCACCUCCACCAGCUCCUCCAUCACAAGCUCCAUUCCAGAGACCGAACGCUUUGAGGAAUUCCAUCUGUCCAUUCAUAGUGACAUGGCAACCGUUGCCAAAGCGCUGGCCUCACCAGAGUCAGGACUGGAGGUGCGAGACAGGAUGUGGUUGAAGAUCACCAUUCCCAAUGCUUUCAUAGGUUCAGAUGUGGUCGACUGGCUCUAUCAUCACGUGGAAGGCUUCACUGACCGGCGAGAAGCACGCAAAUAUGCCAGCAACCUGCUGAAAGCUGGAUACAUCCGCCACACAGUCAAUAAAAUCACCUUCUCUGAGCAGUGCUAUUACAUCUUUGGUGAUCUCUGUGGCAAUAUGGCCAGUCUCACCUUGCAUGAUCAUGACGGUUCUAGUGGGGCGUCUGACCAGGACACUCUUGCACCGUUGCCCCAUCCUGGGGUAGCUCCCUGGCCUCUGCCUUUCCCUUAUCAGUACCCCAUCCCUCAUCCGUACAAUCCUCAUCCUGUGCACGAUCCCAGUUACAACCUUACUGCAGGGGGAGGAAGUGCCGGCAGCCCGCACAGCGAAGGCAGUCGUAGCAGUGGCUCAAAUCGCGGCGCAAGCAAAAACGAGACCAACGCAGCGGCUGGAGCGCCGGAGUCCGGAGCCAGAUCUGGGGGCAGCGGGAGCGAGUCCGAGAAAAGAGAUAAAGCUCCCAGCGAGCGCUCAGCGGUGCCCGCUAGCGAACACAGCGUCCGUAGCACACACACCAUCCGGAGCAUUCACAGCACACACUCUCACGCCCAGAGUAUGGUAUGCGGGCCGCCCGGUCUCCUGCCACAGACACCCGUAACAGCAGCACCUGGCUCGCCUCCCGGGCGGGACCUGUCUUCAGUCCCCCCUGAACUCACAGUGUCACGUCAGUCUUUCCGCAUGGCAAUGGGAAACCCCAGUGAGUUCUUCGUUGAUGUCAUGUGAGGUGAUUCAGGUGACGCUGAGGGGACGACUCGCAGACUCGGGACACUGUGAAAUAAAGUUUGAAAGAUCAGAGAAGCAACAUAAGGAGGAAAGGAGCGUGAUGGGUGUCCCUCCUAUUGUCCCUCCUGUGUCCUGUGGCUGGUAGUUUCUUCAGUGAAGAAGACUGGAACAGAUGGAACGCUUAUGUAUCCCAUGAUGCUCUCUGAGACUGGAGGCCUCUGAUUAAAGAUGCAGUGUGUAUGAGAUGCAGUGACGGAGUAAGAGCGAAGCUUUUUUUUAUGUACUUUUUAUGUACUUUACCUGCAUUUUCAUAUUUUGACCAAUUUAUUAACCUCAGGCUAAACCCUGUUUUUUAACUAAAAUCAGAAAAAUAACAGGGGAAGAGAAAACAUGAGACAUGGGAUGGAGGUGUGGUUGCUUUAUCUGUUCCCAUUCAUCUUUUGCUUCUUAAAGGAUGUACCUGAAUCAUUUUUUAAUAAUGAAAAAACAAAGUAUCAAAAGAUCAACUUUUUGACCAUGAUUUUAUAUUUAUGUCUGUUGUUUUAUUAUUUCUGCUAACAAAUGUAGAGAGUGAGAGUUGAAGAGAGAGUUUACAGACAGGACUUUUCAAGUCUGCUUUGCUCUUUGAGUUAAUUGAAUUUAUCAAACAUUCUUUAUAUUCUGAUUAAAGACAACAUGAAAUUGUAUUUCUUUCUUAAGUAAUGUUAAUGUCAUUGUUAAACAGUUUUUUUUCAAGAAUGCAAGCCAAAAUACAGCCUAAUGGUUGUAAGUCAAUUCCCAUCCUAGACCACGCAAAAAACUCCCAAAUUUAGCACUUAUUAGGAAUUAUUAACCAAUAGCAAUAUAGCACUUGAUUUCCUUGUUAUUGUUUAACAUCAAUUUCAACUUAGGUGACAUCAGCUGAAAAAAAAGAGGGAGAAAGUUAUUGCCAUAAUCAAUUUCAUAAAAGAUUAUUUCUAAAAACAAAUGACACAAAAUGUCAUGUUGUCUUUAAAGAAUAUCUUAUAUUGGGAGAUGUCCAGUCCUGUACUGUUAUUCUCUAUAUUAACCUGUAUUACUGCUGCUGAAGUUCAGUAAGAGUAUCGAGGUUUGAAAUGGAUCUGUAACAUUUUAACAUUUAAAAUAUGAUCCAGCACACACACAUGAAUGAAUACGAUGCACUAGAACAGAGCUCUCUUUACUCUCUCACUCCUCUCUGAACAACACAGUACUUAUUAUGUUCAUGUUUUGUCAUCAUUAACUAUCAGCACUCUUUGUACUCAGUCGUCUGUUUGUUUCUUCCUUAUUUCAGAUACAUUUAUUACAUUUUUAAUUACUGGAAACAGAUUUAACAGUGUUUAAUGCUUCAGUUUCAUACCCACUGUAUACCGUUUUAUGACUAAACAAAUUGUUUUAUUUAUAAAUAUAG
Triplophysa rosa is the source of this 3854-nucleotide messenger RNA. Its product is annotated as segment polarity protein dishevelled homolog DVL-3. The transcript has 15 exons. The coding region runs from base 320 to 2446 and encodes 708 amino acids. The record is from RefSeq and is a predicted model, not a curated record. Gene Ontology annotation, molecular function: frizzled binding. Gene Ontology annotation, cellular component: cytosol. Gene Ontology annotation, biological process: canonical Wnt signaling pathway; intracellular signal transduction. NCBI's taxonomy places the organism in Eukaryota, Metazoa, Chordata, Actinopteri, Cypriniformes, Nemacheilidae.